AGGGAACGGACUUUUUCAAAGUUUAAAUUAGAGAACAUUGUAAACAUAAUUAGCUUAGUUUUAGUUACUGAAAAGGAGAUCAAACAGUGGUAUAAAGGCUUUGUACGAGACUGUCCAAAUGGCAUGCUUACUGAAGCUGGUUUCCAAAAGAUCUACAAACAGUUUUUUCCGCAAGGCGAUCCGUCUGAUUUCGCGUCGUUUGUUUUUAAAGUGUUUGACGAAAAUAAGGACGGGGCGAUCGAAUUCCACGAAUUUAUCCGAGCUUUGUCGAUUACAUCCCGAGGGAAUCUUGAUGAGAAAUUGCAUUGGGCGUUUAAGCUCUACGAUCUCGAUAAUGAUGGUUUCAUUACGCGUGAUGAGAUGCUCUCCAUUGUCGAUUCCAUCUACAAGAUGGUUGGCUCAAGUGUGAAAAUUCCAGAUGAGGAAAGUACACCAGAAAAAAGAGUGGAUCGGAUAUUUCGUAUGAUGGACAAGAAUAAUGACGCACAAUUAACACUAGAGGAAUUCAAAGAAGGAGCAAAAGCAGAUCCAUCGAUUGUUCAUGCGUUAUCGUUGUAUGAAGGACUAUCAUCAUAA
Angiostrongylus costaricensis is the source of this 576-nucleotide messenger RNA. Lineage: Eukaryota; Metazoa; Nematoda; Chromadorea; Rhabditida; Metastrongylidae. The record is from the annotation of a GenBank genome assembly.